UGAUUCGACAAUUCAUUCGGCAACGAUCCACUUACCUUACUAACCAUUCCUAUAUAGCCAUCAAAAGCCCCCGCAAAGCUAUCAUGAUACUUUUUAAUUAAUUAAUUCACUUUGUUUAUUUAUAAUCUUUAAUAGUUUAUUUGUCAACUUGAUGCACUUUGAUAAUACACACAUUAUUUUUCAUAAAUGCAAUUUAUUUAUGUAACUCUAUUUAUUAUGAACCCGUUAUUCAAGAGAUCUAAUUGAAAUACUAUUUAAAUUUUAAAUUCUUUGAAAUUAUGCGAAAAAUUACCGAAGUUCAUUCAACCGUCUUCCAGAGAUUUUUUUGAAAUGUAUUUAUACAAUACAACUUAUCAGGAUAUGUCAUGCUGUCCUGGUAAUAUUUAAAUAUGCCUGCGAGGAUUACUGAUGAUUGGUCAGCAGAGUCAUUUUAAACCACCUCUCUUCAGUCGAAAGAAUGUUAUCUCACAUCUUAUCCUAGAGAGAAACUUGAGUUCUCAUUUUCAAAAACGCAAUACUCAGUUGUCUUCAGUCAUACAGUUAAGCUCUACUAUUUUUGCCAUGUUUACGAAUGCACUUAGAUCCUUGGUUCAUUCAAAAAAGAAUUCCAAGUCAAUCCGAAAAAAGUUUCAUUGCAAUAAAAGUCAACGAUUUUAUAGUGCGAAUUUAGUGGAAAAUACUUCAGUAAUUCCGGAGUGUCCGAAACCUUCAUUUUUACAAUCAUUUAUUUCAUUAAUUAAUUAUGAUCAGGCUAAAUAUUUACAUGAAACAGUAGACAAAAAACAUCAGUUGCUAGGACCUAUUUAUAAAGAUCAAAUUGGUCCAGUAUCAGCUUUUUUUGUUAAUUCAUCAGAAGCUUACCAAAAAAUUUUUAGAUCGGAAGGAAAUUGUCCAAAACAUUUUCUUCCCGAAGCUUGGCUAUUAUACAACGAAUUGCGUCAAUGUUCUCGUGGAUUAUUAUUCAUGGAUGGUGAAGAAUGGCAACACUUUAGGAGGAUCAUGAAUAAGCUUCUACUUUUUCCAUGUAAUGCAAAGGAAAUAAUGACAUACUCUUGCCAAAAUGCUGCUCUAUGUUUAGCCGAAGAGUGGGAAAAAUAUGACCAAAGCAUACCAAUGCCGAAAUUAGAAACGCAAUUAUACAAAUGGUCCAUUGAAGUAAUGAUGGCAACACUAAUGGGAUCUAGUUGGGUUCACUUUAAAGAUAAAAUCAUUAACGACGAAACUGACAGACUUGCACAGAACCUUCAUAAAAUUUUUUUACUCACUGCCAAGUUUUCAUUGCUUCCGGUCAAGUAUGUGAUGAAAUUAAAUCUACCGAUGUGGAGGAGGUUUGUUAAUAUAGUUGACGAGUCGUUGGGGACAGUGCAAAUCUUAGUACCGAAAAUGGCAAAGUAUCAAGGAGACGGAUUAUUAAAUAUGAUGAAGAACGAGGGCAUUGACCUAAGAGACCUGAGUAGAAUAGUAGCUGAUUUGAUAAUCGCAGCUGGAGAUACGACAGCGUAUUCUAUUCAAUGGGUUUUGUAUUUGUUAGCAACUCAUCCGGAUAUUCAAGAUAAAAUUGCGUCAGCUGCUAUUUCAAUGACGGCUGAAGAAAUAAUGAAAGAUCAAUACCUUAAGGGAGUAAUUAAAGAAUCGUUAAGAUUAUAUCCAACUGCGCCGUUUAUUACUAGAAUAUUACCUAAAGAGUGUUCGGUAACUGGCUAUGUUAUUCCUCAAAAUGAAUUGAUUGUCAUGUCACUUUAUUCGAGUGGUAGAAAUGCAAAUAAUUUUCCUCGACCAAAUGAAUUUCUACCAGAACGAUGGAUCAGAAAUGAACAAGGAGUUUAUCAAGGAGUGAUUAAUGCUUAUGGAAGUAUUCCUUUUGCGUUAGGUGCGAGAAGCUGUAUAGGAAAAAAAUUAGCGGAAAUGCAAAUGAUUUUUACAAUUUGCGAGCUCAUGAAAAAAUUUCAUAUUGAAUGUUUAAAUAAAGAAAAAAUAAAAAUGAUAUUACAUUUGAUAUCAGUGCCUUCUGAAGCAAUUCAACUUAAAUUUACAAAAAGAAAAGAUAACAAUAAUAAUUAAUGACUGAUUG
Molecule: messenger RNA, 2071 nt
Organism: Chelonus insularis
Lineage: Eukaryota; Metazoa; Arthropoda; Insecta; Hymenoptera; Braconidae
Gene: sad
Product: Cytochrome P450 family protein sad
Exons: 6
Coding region: 409-2061 (550 amino acids)
Molecular function (GO): oxidoreductase activity, acting on paired donors, with incorporation or reduction of molecular oxygen; iron ion binding; heme binding
Source: RefSeq, a predicted model, not a curated record